AAGGUAACCUCGGUAGGGGUAGUGCGUGUGCUCCGACCCGUCUCCUCCUUAUCACAUAUUUGUAUAUGAUUUAUAAUCAGCUUCCUUUGGCCCCUCAUGCGAGUGACGGUGAUACGCGGCGCAGGAGUGCAGGGAAGCCUGUGCGGCAGUGGUGGCGAAGCACUCAUGAAGUGGUUUUUUUUCCCUGUAAUAUAUAUUACAGCGAGAGGGUUACCAUACCUGCAGACGGGCUCCUCCCACGGCCGGAACUGACCCUCGAGGCAGCUGGUCCUCGGGGUAAGUCCUCCCACACUCCUGGCAACCUCCACCUUCAGUACCGCGGCUACGGCCAGGGGCGCUGAGUACCUGCAUGCUCAGGUUAUCGAGGAGUGGUGUGGCGGCCUGGUGCCUGGAAGUGUUGGUGGAUUAAGGCGAGUGUAGAGUGCAGGGAGAGAUGUGGUGCAGCCUGCACCAUCACGAUGUGACGGUGUCGUCUCACCUCUACUGAACACUCCUGGGUAAAGUUAUGUCGAUGGGCUGGGGAGGCAUGGUGGUGGGACCAGGAUGGUGGGGAGCUGGAGGUGGAGGUAAGAGUGCCGUUCAACUGCUACAGGAAAGCAAGUCUCGCUAUGUCAAAAGUGACCAUGUACUUGGUAGCAGCCAAACCCCUGCUCGACCAGACCGCCUGCAUAUAUCCUCCAAUCCAAACAUCUUCUUAAGUGCUCCAUCACAUACUCUUCAUGUAUCACGACCUUCACCAGCUCCAGAACGACGCCAUGCUCUUGCUGAGCACAACAAUAUUGUAAAUUUACGUGAUCACCAUAGUCUUGCAGGAUUAUCUCCUCCACGUUUAGUCCCAUUAACAGGCCCAGCAUCUUUAGGAGCACAACCUCCUCCUCUGCCAGCACGUUCACCUCGUGUCACACCUCGUCCAAAAAUCAGGGGGCAGGGAGAGAGCCAAGGAGGGCGGUGUGGUGACCUCCGGCGUUCUCUUUCUCAUGGUCCUGGAGACCGUAAUGAUAAUGUCCAGAUGAAACUACGUCGUUUGCUCAACACCGACUCCCAAGAAAAUUUAGCUUCAUUGUUGCAGCCACCAACUGAAACAAAGCCAAAAAUACCACCCCCAGCACCUCGAAGAGGAGUGAAACUUUCUCCUCCAGGUACCUACAGAGCUGAACCUGCUACAGUUACUGCACACAAAUCUUUACCAGAUCUUAAUCGAGCUGCUUCUCCUGCAGGAGAAACAGAUUCUGAAUGUGGUACCAGUGGACGUCGGCGGCCAUCAUGUCCUGGUGCACUGCCCUCCAGAAACAAUGCUCCAGAACCUCCUCCUCGACCACCACGCAUGUUUCGUGAUCCACCACCUCUCCCUGAGCAUUCUACAGACAGGCCUCCUGCAAGGCCACCUCUGCCACAGAGGCUACGAGAACCAUCAAUACCACGUUUAUCUCGGUCUGGUGCAUUGGCAACAACGCUAAUGCCAACUGAUGGCCGACGAUCAUCAGACAGUGAUGUGUCUGCAUAUGGAGGCACUGGAAGUGGAGUCAGUAAUAAUGAGGAGGGACGACGCAGACCAAUUCUCAGAUCCAGGUCAGAUGUUACACAUGAACGAGGCCACUGGGAAGAAGAUCUUCACAACUCUUUAGCACCUUUGGAUUUAGAGGCUUUCUUUGAAUCUAUGGGUCUAGAUUCUGUUACACACCGUCAGCUCACCUCUCCUCCCAAUUCCCGACAUUCCUCACCAGUUUAUUUUGAGGAGGUUUCCUCUGAGGAAUCUGGUCCAUUGGGUGGUCGUCGAGGCAGUUCUGACUCUGAUGAUGGGCGGGGACUUUCAGGCCCUGGUCCUGGUCCACCUUUACCUCUUCGGGGUACUGGCGAGCCAUCUAUUGUAGAAAAGAAUGCGCGUGUUAUUAAAUGGCUGUUUAACUGCCAGAAAGCACAAGGCACGUAUGUUUCAAGAGUUGCUUCCAUCAAAAGUUAGCCAUGUGGUUUUUUUUUUUUUACUAGUCUACAGUCAUUAAUUGUGCAAGGAAAGGAACUGUUAGGGGAACAAGCUCUUUCCUUCCUUCCACUAAUGCACAACAAAUUUGGCUGUUUUACUGUGAUAAUCAGAGUGACAACUCAAAUUUUAAGCAGUCAACCCUUCAUAGUUCAAUAGUCAUUUAUCAUGAACAUGCAGGAUCCACCAGAGCAUACAGUUUAUAACUCUAAUAUUAAUAUCAGAGUGGUUAUUCGAUCUCCACUCAUCUCAAGCUUAUUACAAUACUUUGUCUUGGCAUUUGAAGGGAAGCCACAGUACAGGAAUUUCAGCCACUAAUUCUUUUUCACAAGAUAAAAACCAAGAAAUACUGUAGUUUGAUAUCUGAAGAGCCUUGCAUGGUGUGGUUGGUGGCUGUCUCACAGGUGAAGCCAUCAACAUUUAUUUAAAACAAAGAUGAAAAAAUGUGGGCAGCUUCAAGUUCUCAACAAACCUUCACAUGUACUAUAAGAAAUAAUAGGUCCAGAUAGAAAGCAAUAGACAAUAUGAAACAAAACUAAUUUUAAUUGUAGCCAAAUACUAUAAUAACCACAGGAAAACCCUAACAGUGAAAAAGAUUGCCCCUCUACAGUACCAAUAUCAAUAACUUAGAGGCAGCUUUGUAUCAAGUAUAAGUUGUCAAGUUAGUAGUAACAUCAUAAUUUGCUACAAUCACAGAACCAAUUACUUUAAUGAAAUCUUUUUAUUGGACUUAUUAUAUUUUUUACAGUACUGCAUCUCAAAAUUAUAUUGUACUUAAAAUGUUACAUAAUCUAGCCACAAGUAUUAUGAAUUUUCAUGUACGUUGCAAUUCAUUGUGUACAGUAUGUAUAUUCAUUACACUGGGAACAGAGCUAAAUAAGAUUAGCUUAAAAAAAUAAUCAGAAUUUUUAAUAUUUGAAAAAAUCUAUUUUGAGACUUAUUCAAAUAAUAGCCACAACAUUUUUAUUAUGUUAAGAUGUUUAAAGAAAUGCAUACAAAGGCAUUUUAUACAUAUUUAAUGGUAUAAUAUUAAUAAAGGUAAAGGAAAGACUCAAUAUAUGUGUAAGUAUUAAUUUUUUGCAUGUAACCUACAUUUUUUCUCAAGGUGCUGUAUACAUUCUCAGACAAUUGUAUACAACACCUUGAGAAAGUAUGUAGGCUACCUCCAUUUUUUGUAUACACUUGCACAUAUAUUGGGUCUUUCGUAUUUCAUUCAAGCACUGCAGCAGUGUAGUAAGUUUCUUCAUAAUAUAAAUAUACUUGAAAGUUGCAUAUGCAAUAGCCCUUUGAAAAUGUAAAUUUUUGUUAUUGAUAUCUUAGAUUAUAUUCAAACUACUGUAUGUAUAGACUUAAUAUUUCUCCAGCAUUUGCAAUUUAAAAAAUUUCACUAGUGCUCAAGUCCCACCAGCAGUGUUCUCUGUAAAUUACAGCUUAAGUGAGUGAUUAGUAAAAAGCAAUGCCAAAAAGUGUUUAAUAACUUGUAUUAAUGACACCUAAUUAUUGAUAUCAUAACACAAAGUGUAAGGCUGUAUUCGAGGCACCGAGAUUUGCAUUAAUCUGCCUCGUCAAAAUACAGUAAUACCAAGGCUACAUAUUAGCCUUCAAGAAGUUUAUAUUUUGCUGCCGCUUCACAUUAGCACACUACUGUUGGUUAUUCUCAUCCUUAUUUUAAGAGCAGUUAUUUAGAGGCUGUCCAUCUAGGUAAUGAAUUUGUUUACACUGAAGUCUUACAUCCACAUUUAGUAAUCCAAUGCUACACACACACAGAUCAUAUUACCCCUUGUUAAGAUAGGAUGUUCAAGAGUAUUAAAUGUUUUGACUGCCUGUACAAAUGUAUUGUGCCAAUGACCUUGUUACGGUGCUAGAAAAAUUAUUACUCUACAAAUUUCGUUUUAUAAUACAGUACCUUGACACUUAAUAAUUCAUGAUUUAUUGUUAGGCUAGUAAUUAGCAUAAAUGUUAUCAGUUAUUGCUUUUUGUAGUUUUUACUGUUUAUUAUUUUACCACAUUAAAAGCACAGGACUGAUGUGAGUACCAGUACAGUACUGCAUAAUAAAGUAAUCUUUACUUAUAAUACCUGUUCAGAUAAGUUUGGUAUGAAAUUGUUUUCAUUAUUUAUAAACACUGAAGAUGAAUGGAACUAGAAUUGUGUAGAGUGCACCAUUAUUUUAUUGAAGGCCAAAGGUACAGAGUACCUGUAUAUGGAACCACUAGGCAUGGCACAUGUUUGACUACGUUAUUAUCAAUAUUAACUAGAGAACCAGAGUAAAUGAGUUUGAUCUCUCUUGGUAACGAAGACAAAAUUAACAUCGAUCUAGAAGUUAACAUUUCAAGAUUGUGAACUACUGUAAUUAAGUUUGAGUUUUAAUCUUUAAACAAAAUUCUACUUCAGUGGCUUGCUUUUGUAAAGUGCUUAAAUAUCAAGAAGAGUUGUUUUAAUAUAAAACUAGUUAGUAGUUUUAUAAAUCUUUAAAAGUAGUUUUACAGAUUUUAUAAUCUAUAUAAGUAGUUUAUAAGUACUGUAAAUCCGAAAGUACCCGGAGCUUCAGUUGUCAAGACUAAUGUUUUAACUCAAGCAAUAUAGAAAAUAUUUGAUAAAAUUUGCAGUGUGACUAAAUUUUUCAUGUGUUUUGUCUGCCAGACUUUUAAAACACUCAAGUACUCUUGUUAAUACAGAAUAGGCAAUACAAUUUAUAUAAUUAUUCUAUAUUCACACAUACUUCAAACAAGCCAAACAAGCUCAAAUUAAUUUAUCAUCCUUGUAAUGUACUGUAUUCCCCAUGAAAUAAUGUUUAUGCAAUACACAGUUACAUCUCCCCAGGCCUGUCCAGCCCUUCCCAUCCUCCCCGGCCCUGCCCAUCCUCCCCGGCCCUGCCCAUCCUCCCCGGCCCUGCCCAUCCUCCCCGGCCCUGCCCAUCCUCCCCGGCCCUGCCCAUCCUCCCCGGCCCUGCCCAUCCUCCCCGGCCCUGCCCAUCCUCCCCGGCCCUGUCCAGCCUCCCCGGCCCUGUCCAGCCACCCCGGCUCUGUCCAGCCUCCCCAGCCCUGUCCAGCCUCCCCGGCUCUGUCCAGCCUCCCCGGCCCUGCCCAGCCUCCCCGGCCCUGCCCAUCGUCCCUGGCCCUGCCCAUCCUCCCCAGCCUUGCCCAUCCAGAAACGGCAGCAUUGCAUAAUACAUGAACACGGUGAUCAAAUAUGUAUUAUACUGUACACUGAUCAAAGUACAUUACACUAAUUAUACAGUGCAAAAUGUGUGUUACUAGCAGAUGCUUAAAAUAUUUAAGCCACUAUUUUAUGUAUAAUUUGUUGUACUAUUAAUUAGAAUUUACUAUUAAUAUAUCAGAAUAAUUUAUAUACAAGAUGUAUUAAAAAUGUUGAACACUUAAAUUUGAGUGGACUUUAAUCGUAGAGAAAUACACUUAUUUAUACCUGUAUUAGUUCUGUUUCAGUACAAAAUUUAAAUUUAAUGUAUUGUACAUUAUUGCAUUUUAACUGUGCUGUAUUCAAUUAAAUAUAUAAAGCAGAUGAAUCACAGUAUUGAAGUGGCUGAAGAUAGUAUGACUAAACCACACAUCAGGAAAUGAAGAAACAACAACAGUUUGGUUCAUCGUGGACCAUUAUCAAGGUGUGUAAUAAAUCAUCAUCGUUUCUUCACUUUCUGAUUACCACUUUUUUUUAUGACCAAACCACACAAAUGUUGCAGGAUCCAUAAGUUCAUUAUAUUUCUUCUUUAACAUACUUUGUGACUGCAAAUAUGAAACUGGAGUGAAUGAAUAGCAAAGCAUCUAAAAUAAAAGAAAAAUUAUUAUUGUAGAAUACAGUAUUGUAUGGUAAGCUUUACAAGUCCUAGAGUAAGCUUUACAGAUCAUAGAGUAAGCUUUACAAGUCCCAGAAUAAGCUUUACAAGUCCCAGAGUAAGCUGUACAAUUCCUCAGUUCAUCAUACUCUGAUGAUCAUUUAAAAUUAUGAAUUUUGUGAAGUGUUUAAAUUACAAACUUUAAUUUAGAUGUACAGUACGAGGUGAGGUCAGUGUUGAGCUAUUACUGCCAUAACACUUUAGCAUCACCAAGCUGAAUCUUUUCACUGCCAGUAAUAUUGUCAGUUAGAAUAUUUAUCAAACAAUGCAUAGAUAUAUUUUAUGCUUGCCUGUAAGUAUUGAUCAAACAUUUAUAUUUGACAUUCAGUAGUUAAUAAAUAAAUAUAAUGGAUGGACUUUGAUAAAAACAGACAUGUAUUUAACUAUGUACAGGAACAGCCCCAGAAAUGUAUGACAUUGACAAAUUGCACCAAUAUUUAUAUAUUGGUAGCCCUUGUCUGAUAAUAUUUAUCGUGACUAACUAUUAUAUCUAUAUUAGAUUGUGAAAUUAAGUGACUUAAGUUUGGUGUAUAGAUUAGCACUUUGUCACUGCCACAGCACACCGCUUUGGAAUACGUUCCCAAACUUGGCUUUGGACUAAUGAAGGCUAACUGAUGCCACUUUUGAUGCCCACCCACCCCGGUGCUCCUGGAAGUGCAACUAGUCAUGCGCCACUCUAUGCUUGUUAACUGAAUGAGACAGUUAAACUGCAUUGCAUGAGUAUACAGGAAUUAUUUUACAAUAUCUUUUGUGGUGAGGCAUCAACAAUGAGAGUUAUGGAGCAAAAUGUGCAUGCAAUGCAUCAGGAUGUAGAGAAAUGCUAUAAUUGGUAGUGAUACAGUGUAGUGGAUUUCAGUAAGCAUGUAUCUAAAGCUGCUCAUUAGUAAACAUUAUUACCAAAUAAUGUAAAUUUAAGCUAGGGUAUACAAUGGAGUACAGUAUAUCAUUUAGUUCCCUUUUAUAGAACAGACUAACUUUGUACAAUAGACAUUACAAGUAAUGAUAUUGGGUUUUAAAUGUGUUUUGAAAUUUAUCAACAUUUUAAGUACAGUAUAUGUGCACUUUAACUCUAAAAUGUGAACAUGGUUAAAGAUACAAUAUAGCAUUUUAUUGGCAAUAUUAAAAUUAUCUAAAUUAAUUUACAAGAUUAUCAUGUUACCAUUCCAAUAUAGGGUAGAAUUUAAACUAAUUAUAAUUUCAGCUUUUCACAUAGAGAUAAGGUACAUGCAACAAGAGAAGUCAGUAGCUUUAAAACAAGUACUGGUUAUAGGUGUUGGUUCAGUGUCUGAACUGCAGUCUCAGAGUCUAGCAUACCUAAUUUUAUAGAAGUUUUGUAUUGAUAUAGGUGGUUUACAUAUAUAUAUAAGGAGUAGGUUAAUGGAACGGCCUUGCCAUUUAGAGGUAGUCAAAACUUUGCACAAGGUCUUGAGUUCUGUGUUUAGCAUUUUACAUUGAGCAUAUAAUUAUUGGUGGGUAGAAAUUAAAUAUCGAAUUAAAUUCCU
Procambarus clarkii (red swamp crayfish) is the source of this 7331-nucleotide messenger RNA. Its product is annotated as protein FAM110B. The record is from RefSeq and is a predicted model, not a curated record. Lineage: Eukaryota; Metazoa; Arthropoda; Malacostraca; Decapoda; Cambaridae.